AGGCGACCGGGGGGCGGGCGGGCGCGAGAGAUCCGUGAAACCGGGCACGGGAACCACGUCCACUCGUUCCGGGGCGCCUCCGCCUCUGUUUAUUUGGGCUCUGGCUUCCACUCCACUCCGCCCUCCCCGCGCGGCGCCCAUCCCGACGCUUCGCCACCGCCCCCCUCUCCCCUCCCCCCUCCCUAGAAAACGACGACGCGAUCGCCGCCCCCGCCACCUGCUCGACGGAUUGCCCUGGAGGAGGAUGACGACACCCAUGGCCUCGCUCGACCCCUCGCUCGCCACCGCCGCCGCCAGGCCGCGCCUCGCCGCCCUCCCGCCGCCCUCCGCCGCGGCCGCGCUGCUGGUACCGCGGAGUGGCGCCCUCCUCCCGGCAAGGCGGCGGCGGAGCGGCAGGUUCUCGUGCCGCGCGGGGUCCGCCCCCUCGGAGAUAACAAAGGAGAAAAACAGAGCCGAUCCUUCAAAGUCGGGUUCGGUGCUGCUCCAGGUUUGUUUACAGCACCAGGUUAAGUAUGGUGAGCAUGUUGGUAUCAUAGGUUCAGCAAAGGAGCUUGGGGCAUGGAAGCAACACGUCAAACUGGAUUGGUCAGAGGAUGGCUGGGUCUGCCAGCUGGAGCUCCCUGGCGAAGCAGCUGUGGAGUUCAAGUUUGUGAUAGUUUCCAAAGGGGGAAAUGACAAGACGUGGGAGGGUGGUGACAACCGUGCCAUUCAGCUGCCAAAAGGUGGUACACUUGAUAUAGUGUGCAACUGGGAUAAGACAGAAGAGCCUUUAGGUCCUUCGGGAACACCAAAGGUUGAUAGAGCACCCAAACAUGCUGCUCCGCAAACGGUUGGAGAUGUUUCAGCUGCCAAUUUAGCACCAGAGACUGACUCGAGCUCAUUUGGUGGGCAAUGGCAAGGUAGCGAAGCUGUUUUCAUGAGGUCAAAUGAGCAUGGGAAUAAGUCGAGUGACAGGAUGUGGGAUACAGCUGGGCUAGGUGGAAUGGCACUGAAAUUGGUCGAGGGUGAUAAAUCAUCUAAGAACUGGUGGCAGAAGUUAGAUCUUGUUCGUCGGCUUGUGUCAGAACCUGUUGAUGAUCAAAGUAGAUUGGAGGCUCUUAUAUGCUCUGCUAUUUAUUUAAAGUGGAUUUAUACAGGUCAGAUAUCUUGUUCCGAAGAUGGCGGUCACUACCGACCCAACAAACAUGCUGAGAUAUCGAGGCAAAUUUUCCGUGAACUUGAAAAGAUGUACUACACAAAAGGCAUAUCACCUGAGGAUGUGCUUGUGAUUCGCAAGAUUCAUCCUUGUUUACCUUCGUUUAAGUCGGAGUUUACUGCCACUGUCCCUCUAACACGAAUUCGUGAUAUUGCUCAUCGCAAUGACAUCCCACAUGAGCUCAAGCAAGAAAUCAAGCAUACCAUACAAAACAAGCUUCACCGAAGUGCUGGCCCUGAGGAUCUUGUUGCUACAGAAGCCAUGCUUACUAGGAUUACAAAGAAUCCUGGAGAAUACAAUGGCGCUUUUGUCGAACAAUUCCAAAUAUUUUAUAGCGAACUAAAAGACUUCUUUAAUGCCGGCAGCUUGUUUGAACAACUGGAAUCCAUCAAGGAGUCUUUGAAUGAUUCUGGCUUAGAAGCAUUGUCAUCAUUUGUCAAAACCAAACAGAGUUUGGACCAAGUGGAUGCUGCGAACAUUCAAGUUGUGAUGAAGACCUUGCAGUCAUUGUCUUCAUUGAGAUCAGUUCUAAUGAAGGGCCUUGAAAGUGGCCUUAGAAAUGAUGCGACUGAUGCCGGUAUAGCAAUGCGACAAAAGUGGCGCCUUUGUGAGAUUGGUCUUGAGGAUUAUUCUUUUGUUUUGUUAAGCAGAUAUAUCAAUGGUCUUGAAGCUUCAGGUGGAUCAGCUUCACUUGCACAAUGUGUGGCUGGAAAUACAAGUGUAUGGGACGAUACCCUUGAUGCCCUUAUUAUUGGCGUCAAUCAAGUUGGCUUUUCAGGUUGGAAGCCAGAGGAAUGCAUUGCCAUAGGGAACGAGCUUCUUUCUUGGAAGAAGGAAGGUCUAUGUGAAAGUGAAGGCAGUGAAGAUGGCAAGUAUAUUUGGGCACUAAGACUUAAAGCUACACUUGAUAGAGCAAGGAGAUUAACGGAAGAGUAUUCUGAAGCACUUCUUUCUGUAUUCCCUGAAAAUGUCAAGGUCCUUGGGAAUGCCCUUGGAAUACCAGAGAACAGUGUGAGAACUUACACCGAGGCUGAAAUUCGUGCUGGUGUUAUUUUUCAGGUCUCCAAACUUUGCACUGUACUUUUGAAAGCUGUUCGAGUAGUAAUUGGAUCGUCCGGCUGGGAUGUUCUUGUUCCUGGAGUAGCCCAUGGAGCCCUGAUACAGGUAUCUUCUGGAACUAUGCAGGAAAGCAGAAAGAUUCUUGCGAUAAGCUUCCGUAUGUUUUGCUGCCAUGUUGGCAUGAUGUUGUUACUUAGGAAAAUACUACUGUUUUGAGGGGGAAAAAACCUG
Messenger RNA from Triticum urartu, 2485 nucleotides. NCBI's taxonomy places the organism in Eukaryota, Viridiplantae, Streptophyta, Magnoliopsida, Poales, Poaceae. The record is from RefSeq and is a predicted model, not a curated record.